Messenger RNA from Salarias fasciatus (jewelled blenny), 3360 nucleotides. RefSeq names its product carboxyl-terminal PDZ ligand of neuronal nitric oxide synthase protein. Lineage: Eukaryota; Metazoa; Chordata; Actinopteri; Blenniiformes; Blenniidae. Gene Ontology annotation, molecular function: nitric-oxide synthase binding. The transcript is spliced from 11 exons. Bases 401 to 2350 code for a protein of 649 amino acids. The record is from RefSeq and is a predicted model, not a curated record.
GCAGACAACACAUCACCUGCGGGGAGGAAGAAGCAGGAUUCCCUCUGUGGCUCCGGGAAAUAACAUUUCAUUCUUUCUUUUUCUUUUUUCUUUUUUUAUUUCUGGGAAGGAAAUCCUGAAGUGCGAGGGGUUUUUUUUCCCCCCCUUCUUUUUCUUAUUUCUAAAUAAAUUAAAAGAGAGGAAGGAGGCGCGGGGGAGAGCAGUUGUGUCCUUGCUGAGGACGGGGAAUGGAGCGCCUUCCCACCGGGAGCUGCGCCGCGGAGGCGCGCCGCCGCUGCCGCCGCCGCCACGGUGGUGCGCACACAUGGAGGCUGUAGCCGCGUCGCGCGCCCGUUCGCCCCGGUAGUUGUGUGUUUUCUUUUUGUUUUUUCUUCUUUUUUUUUUUUUUGUAACCUCCGCGAUGCCCGCGAGGAACAGGUACAACCUGGUGGACGACGUGGGGGACUCCAGGCUGCCGCUCCACAACGAGGAGGCGUACCAGCACGGCAUCUGCUUCACAGCCAAGUAUGUGGGGAGUCUCGAUGUGCCCAGGCCCAACAGUCGGAUGGAGAUCGUAGCAGCCAUGAGGAGAAUCAGGUAUGAAUUCAAAGCCAAGAACAUCAAGAAGAAGAAGGUGAGCAUCGUGGUGUCCGUGGACGGAGUCAAAGUGAUGCUGAGGAAGAAACAGAAGAGAAAAGAAUGGACGUGGGACGAGAGCAAGAUGCUGAUCAUGCACGAUCCAAUAUACAGAAUCUUCUACGUUUCGCACGACUCGCAGGACUUGAAGAUCUUCAGCUACAUCGCCAGAGACGGCUCCAGUAAUUCCUUCAGAUGUAACGUCUUCAAAUCAAAGAAGAAGACGCAGGCCAUGCGCAUCGUGCGGACCGUCGGCCAGGCCUUCGAGGUCUGCCACAAGCUCAGCCUGCAGCACGCCGAGCAGGACGCCGACGGACAGGCGGACGGCGAGAGCGACAAGUCCGCGGAGGAGGCCGGCAGCAGCGGCCGUAAGCUGACGGGAGCCGAGCGCGAGGAAGAGGAGGAGAGCAAACCGGGAGGAAGGCAAGGAGGAGGAGGAGGAGAAGAUCCUCCAGCCGGUGCGUCCCUGUGUGAGAAGGCCGUCAGCGAGAUCCUGCAGAGCCUGGCUGAGCUCAACGUGGUCAAGCCUGGACAGACCAUCAUGGACUUCGAUCGGAGGUCCGUCUUCACGGUGACGUCCCACGGCGUGACUCCCAGCAGCCCCUGCUCGCCAUCGCUCACUCCGCUGGCGUCGCAGCACUACCUGCAGCUCCUCCAGCAGCAGCUGCAGCAGCAGCAGCAGCACACACAGGUGGCCGUGGCUCAGGUGCAGCUGCUGAAGGAUCAGAUGGCUGCGGAGACGGCGGCUCGCAUGGAGGCGCAGGCCCGGGUCCACCAGCUGCUGCUGCAGAACCGGGACCUGCUGCAGCACCUGGCGCUGCUGGUGCAGCAGCUGAAGGAGCUGGAGGCCCAGGCCCCGGCCGGGCAGCAGCAGCAGGGCUCUCUCGCUAAUGGACACGCCGGCCCUCAGUCUCCCUCCAGCUCCGUUUCUCCCUCAGCGAAGGCGCUCUCCCUCAACCUGAAGAACCACUACAGCCAGACUCUGGACCAGCUCAUCACCUCCACGCCCGCCUGGCCGCUCCAGACCUCCGCCGCCUCCGCCUCGCAGGCCGACUGCGCCGCCGAGUCCUACCUCAACCUGCUCAACCUGGAGAACGGCGGCAGCCGCGCCGCCGCGGCCGGCGAGCUGGACCCCUUCAUCAGGGCCAACGGCGGCACGGAGGCCGCGGAGGGCUCCUGCGGCCAGAUCGUCCCCUUCGCGUCCAGACGCUCGGCCAGCAUGGAGGACAAGUGUAAACAGAUAAUCCCCAAACUGGACCCUCCUCCGCCCGCCUCCAACCGCAAGAGGGCCAGCAGGACAUUCUCCCCGGGGUCAGAGGUCACGGCGGCGGCCCGUCCCGUGGAGGCGGACGCGGCCCCCAGCCGCAGCAGCAGCCUGUCCUUCCCGGACGUGACCCCCGGCUCGCUGUCCUCCGCCGAGAGCAGCUCGUGCUCGGCCAGCGAGGACUCGGGCGUGCGCUCCGAGACCAAGUCGCUGCUGUCGCCGCUGCGCGACGACGACGACCUCUUCGCCGACCGCGGCGUGUUCGCCACGGAGGAGGACGAGGAGGAGGACGAGGAGGAGCGGGGCGGGGCGUCCUCCUCCGGGUCGUCCCCUCCGGAGCCCUCCGACCCCUGCCGCCCGCCGCCGCCCUUCUCCUCCUCCAUGAACGAGACCUGCCUCCACAUCAGCUUCUCCGAGGACGAGCUGCUGGAGAGCGGCCAGGAGGACCCGGCGGCCCCCCAGCGGAGCUAGACUGAGCCCCUCCCCCCCCCGCCCCCCAUCAGAUUCUAACCCCGUGCUUCCUGUCCCGCCCCCCAUGCUCGCUCCGCUCACUCAUGACACUCGCCAGACGUAACACGUUACUGAACUCAGAUUUAGUAUUUUUGUAAUGGAUUUAAGGAUCUAAUUUCCUUCUUAGUGACUAGAAUGUUGAGCAGAUUACAUGUAGCAGUUUUUUGCACUGUCGAGGUGACACAUAAUUUACUGUAGACGUGGAAAAGCCAUCGAGGGGACACCUUUUAUUUUUGCUAGUAGUCGACAUCUAAAGAGAAACGUUUUUUUUUUUGUGCGAGAGGGAGGAAUCCGUCUCCUGCAGGUUUCACAGGGUGGUUUGAUGCGACGCUGGGAAAAGCCGGAGUUUUCUGUGAGGCACCUCACCAGAAGAUGAGCGCAGAGAAAAGAACAAGAAAGUGCGGGGAAAAAAAGAUAGAAGUUAACCGAUGUAGUUGUUGUUUUGGGUUCCUGCGGCCGCGUGUUCGGCCUUCGGUGGGUUUUGGAACGUUUCGUCUUUCUUCUAAGAGCUUUCGCAUCGUCUGACUGGUGUCAGGAUUAAGCAGCAGGGAAAUCUUUUAAUUGACUGAUUUUUUUUAUCCUGAUUGCUCGGCAAGUUAAAACAAGCUGAAAAAGUCAACGUGGAGGUUCUUUAAUUUGGCAGAGUUGGGUAUUUUCAUGUAUGCUAUGCACCAUGACAGCAGGUUUUCCCUUCAACCAAAGGCUUUUUCUUUGUAGGAAUCUUGAACAAACCUCUUUUGCUGAAAGGUGUGACGCUGCAUUAAGAGCAAAGUGUUGGAACAAUUUAAAUCCAAUACUCCUUUAUGUGUGAGGGACUGAAAUCAAUGAAUGGGAACAACUUAUUAAAGCUGCAAAGAGGUGCAUCAAUCAAUCAUUUGAUCAAAAAAAAAAAAAGAUAGCCAUCCUGUUUUUUUUCUCCAAGCAAUUUCAAAGGCAAAUAAAUAAUAAAUUCUAUGUUAUUUACACAAAAC